AUGGGUGUGAACGGCCUCUGGACCGUUAUCCAGCCAUGCGCUCGGCCCACGAACCUCGCGACUCUCAAUCGCAAGCGUCUCGCCGUUGAUGCGUCCAUCUGGAUUUACCAAUUCCUCAAAGCUGUGCGCGACAAGGAAGGAAACGCCUUGCGCAACUCGCAUGUAGUUGGUUUCUUUCGUCGCAUAUGCAAGCUCCUCUGGUUCGGCAUCCAGCCGGUCUUUGUCUUUGAUGGCGGCGCCCCCGUUCUCAAGCGCCAGACGAUCCAACAGCGAAAGCGAAGAAGAGAAGGCCGUCGCGAAGAUGCUGUGCGAACGGCCGGCAAGCUACUCGCCGUGCAGAUGCAGCGCAUUGCCGAGGAGGAACAGGAUCGCAGGCGACGAGACAGAGAUCGUGAUGUGUCUGCCCGAGAAGAGGAACAACAGGAGGAAAUCCCUGAUGUCAGCCAACUAGUUUACGAGGACGAAGUGCUCCUAUCGCAGAAGGAGAGACAAAAGGCCAGAACGUUUCGCAAGCAAGAUGCCUACCAUCUACCGGACCUUGAUGGAGGCGGUAUCGCCGCAAUGGGGAAGCCUGACGACCCGCGAAUCAUGAGUGUAGAAGAGCUGGAAGAAUACGCGCGACAGUUUCAUGACGGAGAGGACAUCAAUCUGUACGACUUUAGCAAGAUUGACUUUGACGGCGAGUUCUUCAAGAGUCUGCCGCCCCCGGAUCGAUACAACAUCUUGAACGCAGCGAGACUUAGAAGUCGACUGCGAAUGGGCCUUAGUAAGGAACAGCUGGACGACAUGUUUCCCGAUCGGAUGGCAUUUUCUAGGUUUCAGAUCGAAAGAGUCAAGGAGAGAAACCACCUUACUCAACGCCUGAUGCUUGAGGUUGGAAUGACUGGCACCGAUCUGACUCUCGGUGUCAACGCACGUGUUGCUGGUGAAAAGAACAGAGAGUACAUUCUUGUCAAGAAUGAGGGCGCUGAAGGCGGAUGGGCCUUGGGCGUGGUCAGCAGGGACAAGGACAUUGGAGAAGCACACAAGCCAAUUGAUGUGGAUGCCAUCCAAGUUCAGUAUCAAUCCAAGGACGACGAAGAUGAGGAUGACGAGGAUUUUGAGGAUGUCCCUAUCGAAGGCCUGAACAGGCUGCCAAAACCUUCGGCAGCGAUGCUUGCCAGCGCCCAAGCAGCACAGGAUAUGGCUGCCCGACGCCAGCAACUCUACGAUGGCCAUCGAACGGAGCCCACUACCAACGAGGAAGGGUCUCUGUUUGUAGGUGGUGAUCUUGGGAAUACGAACGAUCUCUUCGAGGAGCCACGUCAGGACACACUACACCCGGAUGAAGAAGAUGACCUCAACAAGGCCAUUGCUCUGUCAUUACAAAACCAGCACGGAGUGGGGCAAGAACCAAAGGACGACGAUGAGUUCGAGGAUGUGCCCAUCGAGGCACCCAAGUGGACACAGAAAUCCGUCGAAGCGCAAAAGCCCAUCACCGCCAAAGGAGGCUCGAUGAUUGCACAUAUUGUCAACAACCGAGCCAGCGCAGCUGUGCCGAAGCGACAAGAGCCUAGUACUACUGCUGAUAGCGAUAGCGAUGAAGACAUGCAGACGGUUCUCGCCAAAGCCAGGAUAAAGAAGCGUCCGCAACCCGUACCAGUCGUUGAGAACAAGAAGAACCCGUUUGAUGGGCCAUUGCCAUUCCCUAAGCUAGACUGGGGCUCUUCUCUCUUCGGGAAAAAGACGACCCAGAAGGAGAAUAAACAUCCACAAGAAACCCCAGCGCCGGUCGAUGAAGUGGACGACAUGGCAGGUGGCUUUGAGAGGGAGCUGGAUGAUGAUGCCCCAAAGCCUCUGCCACCAUGGCUGGCAGACAAUACAGACAUCCGAGAGUCACUCAAGAAGCAGCAAGAUGUGGAGCGUGAAAUUAAUGCUGCGGACAGGCUGGCGGCCGAGGAGGAGGAGAGGCUUCACCGUCGGCAGAUGCAAGAUCAGCUCAUCGAGAUUGAUUCUUCAUCAGAUGAUGGAAGUGAUAUCGAGGUUUUGGACAAGCCACCAUCGCCCAAGAGAUCAACAAGAAACGUGCCGAUCGUCAUCGAUGUUGACGGCAGUGAGCCAGAUGCCACACCACAAGCCUCAUCUGCACCUCAAGUUUUGGAAGCCAGCCCCGAGCCUGCUUCAAAGGAGCCUCAAGAACCCUUGCCUGACCCCGUGGCGCAAAGCGCCCUGGAACAUGUUGAGCUGGACGAGACGGAAACCCAGGAACAGGAUAAAACUCGACAGUCAGAGUCCCCUGAGCCUGAAUUUGAGGAUGUGGUGCCACUGGACACUAUGGCCGAACCAACUGUAGCGAAGAGCCCUUCUCCUGUAUUCGAGGACGUCCCCUCUCUCAGCGCGCCAGUGGAAGAUGGGGCAGAUAAAGAUGCUGAGCUUCCAGAUGAUGGACUUUUCGACGAUGUUGAGUACGACGAGUUCAGUGACCCUGGCGACGAAGAACUCAUGGCGCAAAUGGCCGAGGAAGCUGAAGAGCAUGCUCGAUUUGCCAGUGAGCUGAACAACAAGUCGGCGGAGCAGAAUAAAGAGGACUACGAGAGAGAGCUACGAGCCCUACGGGGUCAGCAAAAGAAGGACCGCCGAGAUGCCGACGAGGUUACCCAGGUCAUGAUCACGGAAUGCCAGGCCCUCCUUCGUCUGUUUGGCAUACCUUAUAUCACUGCGCCCAUGGAAGCUGAAGCCCAAUGUGCUGAGCUGGUGCAGCUAGGCCUUGUUGAUGGCAUCGUGACUGACGACUCGGAUACUUUUCUGUUUGGCGGUACAAGAGUCUACAAGAACAUGUUCAACAGCAACAAGUUUGUCGAGUGUUAUCUGGGAGGCGACCUCGAGAAGGAGCUGUCUUUGUCUCGCGAGCAGCUCAUCUCACUUGCUCAACUUCUUGGUUCGGAUUAUACGGAGGGUCUGCCUGGAGUCGGACCGGUCACGGCGGUUGAGAUUCUAUCCGAGUUCCCUGGCAAAUCUGGACUCGAGGACUUUCGCGAUUGGUGGAAGGAAGUGCAAUCGCAAUCGCGGCCUAAGGAGGCCGAUGCUUCGUCCCCCUUUCGCAAGAAGUUUCGCAGGUCGCAGGGCACCAAGCUCUUCCUACCCCCUGGGUUCCCCAGCCCAGCUGUCUAUGAUGCGUACCUGAACCCAGAGGUGGACGACAACAGCGAGGCAUUCCAAUGGGGUGUGCCGGAUGUCGAGGGCCUACGGCAGUUCUUGAUGGCUACCAUUGGUUGGAGUAAGGAAAGGACAGAUGAAGUGCUUGUCCCAGUCAUCAAGGACAUGAACAAGCGUGACCGUGAAGGCACACAGAGCAAUAUCACAAGGUUCUUUGGUGGCAGCGUGGGAGCGGGUGCCAAGGAAGCGUUCGCACCAAGGCAGAAAGCCCAGGGAAGCAAGAGAAUGGCUGCAGCUGUGGGCAGACUCAAGGCCAAUGCCGCGGCUGGCGAAUCAUCAAGGACCGCUGAGAAUGGAGGAGGUAAGCGGAAACGGGCUUCGAGGAGGAAUGCGAUAGAGGUGGAUGAGGAUGAAGAUGCUGAAGAAGUUGACGAGGAAGAAGAGGGCGAUACAGCUCAGGCAACCAGAAAACGAACAAGGGCCUCGUGA
Fusarium keratoplasticum is the source of this 3624-nucleotide messenger RNA. RefSeq lists its product as uncharacterized. Gene Ontology annotation, biological process: nucleotide-excision repair. NCBI's taxonomy places the organism in Eukaryota, Fungi, Ascomycota, Sordariomycetes, Hypocreales, Nectriaceae. Gene Ontology annotation, cellular component: nucleus. The record is from RefSeq and is a predicted model, not a curated record. Gene Ontology annotation, molecular function: DNA endonuclease activity; single-stranded DNA binding. Bases 1 to 3624 code for a protein of 1207 amino acids. The transcript has a single exon.